GCGCCCUUCUCUCUUUAAUUUAGAUCUCCCUUCUCUUUUUCUUUGAUUGAUCUAAAAUUUCUUAUGGGGAAUCAUGAUCCUACGAUGCCAAGCUUCAAGCUAUUAUCUGAUAGUGAUGAGGAGGGAUUGGCUCUUACACCUGUCCCAACUACUUCGAAGCCUUCAAUCCCAGAUUAUGGCUCUGGGGAUAGUGGAUCUGGAACCUCUGAUACAGAUCCAACAUGGUGGUACCGGAAAAAAUAUCUAGGGGGUGACUUUUUCCCUUCAGAGGAAGAAGAAGGUUGUGUCGAAGAUGGCAAAGAGGAUGAAGAUGAUGAAUCUGUUACCUCAGAACAGAUCCUGGCCAUGUCUGAUACAGAAAUUGUUUUCGAUGAGCCAUAUGGAGAUGAGGCGAAGGCACUUCGCUAUAGGAAGAGAACUAAAAGAUCAAAUGGCAUCAAGGAUGUUCAACGCAGGAGUGACCGAGGGACAAUCAACCACGAGGCCACCUUUGUUCAAUGGAACAAACUACUCGUAUUGGAAGGAGAGGAUGAGAAUCUUUAUCCAAUCCAACGACUACAAGCUGUGGUUGAUUGUGAAGAACGGCUGUGGAGUCCCGAUGAAAAAGUCGGUGAAGUCAACGUCCCCAAAACCGAAGAGGAGUUCACUGACGAAGAUUGCAAAAAGAUGGAGCUCAACGCAAAGGCAAUAAACAUGAUUUAUUACGGUGUUAAUGCGGAUGACUAUCGUAAAAUCUCGCGGUGUGAAACCGCAAAACAAAUGUGGGAGAAAUUGGAGGUCACCUAUGAAGGAAUCGCGCAGGUUCGGGAGGCCAAAAUCGACUAUCUUACUCACGAGUACGAACUCUUCUCAAUGAAGGAAAACGAGAAGAUUGAAGAAAUGUUUGAGAGGUUCUCUAACAUCAUCAAUCCUCUCAAUCUUCUCGGGAAGACCUACACCGACCGAGAACUCGUGAGAAAGGUGCUGCGAAGUUUAUCCCCCAAAUGGCGUUCAAAGGUGGACGCAAUCGAAGAAGGUCGUGACUUCCAAACAACGACCUAUGAUGCUCUUCGAGGUAAUCUUAUUACCUACGAAACCACCCAACUCUCAAAGGUGGUUGAAGAGAGGAACAAGAGGUCUAUUGCUCUACCCGCAACAACGUCAACCCACAACAACAUUGAUGAUGAAGAUGAUGACAGCGACGACACCGACCUCGGACUCUUUGUCCGAAAAUUCAAGAAGAUGAUGCUCAAGAAGGGAGCCAAGAAAAACACUCCACCCAAGUGCUAUGGGUGUGGUGAAAUUGGGCACAUCAAACCAAUGUGUCCGAAGCUCAAAAAUGAGAAAGACAAGAAGGCACCGAAGAAGCAACGUGCCUACAUUUCUUGGGAGAACGACGGCUCCGGGAGUGAAGACUCGGAAACGGAGGAAGUGGCCAACUUAUGUCUCAUGGCCAUUGAAGAUGGUGACACAUCAAAAGAGGGCUUUUAUUACAGAGGAAGGAUGCCAAGGUGCAAGAACGCUUCAUCGCGUCAAGAAACGGCGGCAGAAGAGGGUGAGAGGCCAUGGCGUCGUGAAGGGGGCAAGUACAUCCACAUACAAACCGGACUAGCCUUCAACACUGGGGCUUCAGCAGAGAGGUUCCACAACAUCUUUCUGACAAAGGAAAUCGUCUCACCAAAGAUUGUGGACAUGGACCUCUUCAAAUCGGCAACCUAUGCCCCGAGUAAGUCUCUUUUUGCUCAACAAGGUUUGCUUCGUUUCAUUCACUUGACGUAUGAAUUCUUUUGUCCAAAUCUUAUACGUCAAUUUUAUGCAAAUCUUCGUACCACUAAGGGAGACUCGUCAUCUCUCGUUUCCUAUGUUGACGGCAAAAGCAUUGAAAUUGAUAGUGCCGGUUUGACCUCUCUCUUUGGCCUUCGCCGAGGUGAAAUUACUGAAAACUUGGAUGAAACAUUCCAAGAUAAGGAAAUUUGGCGACUACUCGGGUUAGACUCUCGUGACCUCAAAUUUAGAAACUCUAGCAACCCGAGUGUCAUCAAUCUCACUUUGAUUCAACGUGUUCAACAAUACAUCUUUUCCUAUGUUUUAUUGCCCCGUGAUUCGAACCAUGGCGUUGUCAACAAGGAUGAUAUUCGUUUGUUUCACGUCCUGUUGAACAAUGUCAAAUUUGAUUGGGUUCACUUCUUUGUCGUUGCACUUAGUGAUGGUACUCGUUUUUCCCAUCUCCGUUUUGCCAUCCCGAUCAUGCAUAUCCUUGCUCAUAGCAAAGUGGAUUUUACUCGGGACACUCAGGUGCCGGUUAAGAAGACUUGUUUCAUCACUGAAGCCAUGUUUUCCCGGAUCGUAUACCGUGAGGAGGGCGAUGCUGCACCAAAUCUGGACCUGAUAGUCACAGAAGAAGAAGAGAGCCAAAGCGAGACUCAAGCUGAGUCAUCUCAAGCCGGAGGAAGUCGAACCAUGAAUCGCGUCACUCGUCAACGCAAGACUCGUCCGAGAGAAGAAGCACCAGAACCUUCUUGGGUGAAGAGGAUCCUUGAUACUCUCACAUGCAUCCGAGAUGACGUUCGCCAGCUCAACGAGAGGAUGACUCGUUUCGAGCAUUCCCGCUCUUACCGUGGCCCGCGUCACAGCUUCAGCGGAGGAGCUCGUCCAGCGAACUCUCUUUGAUUAUUUUCUCUUCUGUCUUAACUUAUUAUGAUACAUUGCUAUUUGCUAUUGUUGUUAUAACUCUUUUGGUGGAUGAUGAUGUUGCUAAUCAUGCAUUUGUUUGUUGAUGUCUGAAUGGUUAAGAGAUUUGCCUCUGAAUGGUUAAGUAUUAUACAGAGUCUGAAUGGUUAAGACCUCUUAUCUGAAUUGAUCAGACAUUUGCCUCUGAAUAGUUAAGCAAUAUACUAGCUCUUAAUGGUUCAGACCUCUUACUGGUUCAGCACUUAAUGAUUCAGACCUCUUACUGGUUCAGCACUUACCGAUUCAGAAGUUGCCAAACAGCCCCUUACUCUUUUCGCCCUAUAAAAUUUCUUAUGCUUU
Cuscuta campestris is the source of this 3009-nucleotide messenger RNA. Lineage: Eukaryota; Viridiplantae; Streptophyta; Magnoliopsida; Solanales; Convolvulaceae. The record is from the annotation of a GenBank genome assembly.